Aspergillus sclerotioniger CBS 115572 is the source of this 920-nucleotide messenger RNA. RefSeq names its product mitochondrial 54S ribosomal protein uL30m. NCBI's taxonomy places the organism in Eukaryota, Fungi, Ascomycota, Eurotiomycetes, Eurotiales, Aspergillaceae. The transcript has a single exon. Gene Ontology annotation, molecular function: structural constituent of ribosome. The coding region runs from base 148 to 435 and encodes 95 amino acids. The record is from RefSeq and is a predicted model, not a curated record. Gene Ontology annotation, biological process: translation. Gene Ontology annotation, cellular component: large ribosomal subunit; mitochondrion.
CCAGUCCAUCAACAGCCAAAUACCUUCACAAACCUCACUCACUCCUCACCAUUGAAGACCGGAGAACCUCCCGCCUCCUCGAUCCCUCGAAUAACCACAACCCCAAUCCCACCACCCUCCACAACCACAAUCUCAUCCACCUCAAAAAUGAGCAGCUACUUCCGCAUCACCCUCAUGCGCUCAGCAAUCGGUCUCCCACGCCGCACGCACGACGUCCUCAAAGCCCUCGGAUUGAAGAAGCGCAUGGCCACCGUCUUCCACCCCGUGUCGCCGUCCGUCGCCGGUAACAUUAUGAAAGUCAAGGAGCUGGUGCAGGUGCAGGAGGUGGAUCGUCGGCUGACGAAGCAAGAGGUGCAUUUGGAGCGCAAGCCUGAUCCGGGAUACUAUGUUGAGAAGAGGGCGUUUUAUGAGAUGAGGGAGGGGAGACGUGGUUGAGAGAGAGAUAUAUACCGUUGACCUCUGUCUGAGUUGUGCUGUGCUGUGCUGGGGGGCUCUGUGAUGCCUGGUUUUCGACUACGCGUGGUUAUAUUAUUGGUUUUUGGUUUUUAAAUUUGCGAUUGGAGUCGGGGUUUAUGUUGAUUUGGUCGAUUAUCAGGCAGUGCAUGGUAGGAUGUGCAGAGCAGGGCAAAGCAGGGCAUGGCACGCUGAGAAAUGUUGAGUGGUGAUUCGUAUAGUGGCCGGCCUAUGCUGUUAUGGGUCUGUUUUAUAUGCGAAAGGGGAAGGGAUCCCGAAGAAUGAGAGUUCUUGUUGAAGUGAUUCGAGGCUUCUUUGCAUCCAGCGGUUGUCUUUUCGUUUGUUGGUAACCAGCCCCGAUACGAUUGCGGUUUGUCGGGCUGGAUCGGCUUUGCAUUGUACUAUACUAUACAUACACUGUCAUAUUAUGGAAUGGGAUCUACAUCUCCAGGAUUCAUGUCUGGAAU